Molecule: messenger RNA, 1312 nt
Organism: Paramuricea clavata
Lineage: Eukaryota; Metazoa; Cnidaria; Anthozoa; Malacalcyonacea; Plexauridae
Source: the annotation of a GenBank genome assembly
AUGUGCGAAAGGGUUCUCGAGAAAGUUUCUAAAACAGACGCUCCCCAAUCUUGUGUUCUCUUGGAAGAAUUAGUUAGUGUAACCGAAAAGGUAAAAGCAACAUCAUCUGCUCUUCUAUUUGAUGCAAAGAAAACCCUUGACAAAGGAAAGCCUUGUCCAAGCAUUUAUGCAGCCGAAGUCAACGAGUUUGUCCCUAUCAGUAAAGAACCUGGGAGUAGACGGAGAAUUCUUACAGACCAAGACAGAGAAUUUAUGAUCAAUUUAGGCCCAUUUCAACAUAUCCUCGAAAUAACGAAAUUUCACAGUCCAAGCAUUGUAGAUUCUCUUCUGAGUGUUUUGACGAAUUUCCGCAUUUGGAGUAUUCUGUUGUCAAGGAUGCUGCAUUUUUGUUUUGUUUGUCAUCUUUUCCCGACAGGAGCAGGUCAUGAAAAGUCAAAUGAUGUUUGGAUUGGGGAAGGUGUUCGCCAAUGGCAUAAAAUGAAAAGCAGAGGAAAGUCCAAGCAAGGAAAGUUGCCCGGUCAUUUUGGAAGCAAUAGUCACAAGGCAUCGUUCGAAGCACUGGUAGCAUUCCAGCAAAUAUUUCAACACAUUAACAGCAUAUGGAUAAAGCGCACAUGACGCUGUGCAUUGAAGCUGAAGCAGAGAAGAAGAAAAAUCGAGAAGCUGUUAAGAUUCUUAUUGAUAUUGUGCGCUUCCUGGUCAGUCAGGGAUUAGCUCUACGAGGGCAUGGAGCUGAGAGUGAUGCCAAUGGUAAUUUUCAUCAGCUGGUUCUUUUAGUUGCAAGGCAUUCUCCAACGUUGAAUUAAAGUGUUUUUAGACGAAGCAGAAAAACGUCCACAACGUGCAACAUAUCUCAACUGGAAAUUACAAAACGAAUUUUAAAAGGUCUUGUCUGAAUAUGUAAAUAAGGAAAUUAAAUCAGAAGUUGAAACGACUGCUCAGUUUUUUUCAGCUAUGGCAGACAGUGCCAGACACUGCUCCAGAUACUUCACAUCUAGAUCAACUGUCCGUAGUUUUAAGAUAUGUUACCCCUUCUUGCGUUGUUCGUGAUCGACUGGUUGACAUUCGGGAUAUUGACAGCAAAACAGGUGACGGGCAAGCGACGGCCAUUCUCGAAUCUCUCCGCAGCAAAGAAUUCAACACGGAGUCCAUCGUUUUUCAAUCUUAUGAUUACACAUAUUCAACGUCAGGGAAAUUCAAAGGAUGCCAAGCAAAGAUGACAGAAUACUAUACCUUGGAAAUGAUUUAUGUUUUUUUCACAUCGAUCCAGCACCAAGCGCUACAUGGUUUUUCGUCAGGAAGUGAAGGAUAA